CCUUCUCAGGCAUGCUGAAUUAGAGAUGGCAUAGUUAGUUGAUGGUGGAUUAGUUAGUGGAUGUGCCUUGGUGGUGGUUGUCUCAUUUUGUGUAGUGCCUGGGUGGUGGUUGUCUCAUAUUGGUAGUGCCUAGGUGAUGAUGGUAGCUUGCUGAUUGUCUUUUGUGUGAUAGCUUGGCUGACCAUGAUGGUGCCUUGUGUGGUCUUUUGUACAUGCAUCAUCUUCAUAUUAAUAUAUAUGUGAUGGAUUUUCUCGAAAUUUGCACUCUCAUUCAGCAUUUAUUUGACCCGAAAUACUUCUUUCCUUUGUGCAAAAUUGUUAUUCUUUGUAGCAGCAUGGCUGAAGGAACUGGUACUGGAAAGAGGACUUAUGUCACAUGGGAUGAUGAGAUGGACGCUGCCUUGCUUGAGAUACUUGUUCAUCAUCACAACAUGGGUGACCAUUCUCAAAAUGGAUGGAAAUCACAUGUGUACAGUGCAGCUAUCAAGAAUGUGAAGGAGAAGUGCAAUAAGGAUAUCACGAAGAACAACAUAUCAGGAAGGCUUAGGACUUUCGACAAUCAAUUUGAAAUCAUUAACAAGAUCCUUUCUCAAAGCGGUUUUGGUUGGGAUUGGGUCAAUAAUAAGCUAUCCAUUGAUAGCGACGAUGUGUGGACUAAAUAUUUGGAGGUAACUUCUAUACAUUUGCAUUGUUUUAAUUAUUUUUUUGUAUGUAACAAAACAGGGCAGCAACUCUACUUCUCUGAUGGGUGUAUUGUGCAGGCUAAUAAGAAGGAGAAAGCAUUAGCUUCUUACAAGACCAAAGUAGUGAAGCACUGGGAAGCCAUCUCUACGAUAUAUUCAAAAGAUCAUGCGGACGGUGAAGGUGCCAAGACAGGUGCUGAGACUGCUGCAGAUCUAGAAGAAACAAUUGAAGUCUCUCCAGAAACGGUACCAAAGAGACAACGAACAGGUGAUGCCAUUAUGUGCAUGAUUGGAGAAAUGAGGACUACUUUCAAGGAUGCUCUGAAGACAACUGAUCCACUUCCAUUGCCAAAGGUUACUACUCCUUCUGAAAUACUUGCUGCACUUGAGUUGAUACCAGAGUUGGCAGAAGUUGACAUGUUGCGCUCUUACGGAAAGUUGAUUCUUAAUGAGCGCUUGUUUGAAGCUCUAAUGGAGCUUCCCAUGCACAUGAGGAAGGCUUGGUUGCUAUUAUUGCCUUGAAGUUAUGAUAGUUAUGAUUCCUGUGUCUUGUUAAACUUCUUGGAACUAUGUACUGUUUGGUGUGUUAUGAUUCCUUGAACUAUGUAUUAUUGCCUAUCUAAACUAUUCGGUUUGUUACAUUUGGAACUAUGUACUAUGUACUGUUCAACUUCUACUUAUUUCAACAAUUGUGAUGUUACAUUUGGAACUAUGUGCCGUUGAGAAUUUGAGACAUCUAUUUAAACUAUAUGUGUUGUACUGUGUUGGUGUAAAAUUAUUUUUGAUUAUUUUUGUGUCAAUAUUAUAUGAUGUCAUCCUCAAUUUCUAAAAUAACUGAUGAUAAUUUUUACUAUAUAAUGAUCCAAUUAUAGUCAUACAACUACUGUUUUAGUGCAUAUAGUAAUGUUGCUAUGCAAUUCCAGUGUUUGACAUCCAAACACGAUUCUGUAUUGAAACCUCAGGAUGAUUCCGUGAGCCAAUUCGAUAUACAUCCAAACAACCGAAUUCGUAUUCAUGUCGAUUACAGUUUCCUGUCUGAAUUGGAAUUGAAACCAAUACAAUACAUAGGCCUCCAAUACAGACAUCCAAACACAGCGUGAACGAAUUCUCGAACUUGCACGCCCUGGUCACUAUGGUCCACAAAUUCUGAAACCACAGAUUCACCACCUAAAUUUGUUAACAGGGUACACGGGUAGUUCUCAGAUCUGGUUUUGCUAGCUCUGGCCACUUAUGUGGCAUGUUGACAGGGCACAAUGUGUCAUCCAUGGUUUUCGAGUCGCGACUCAUCGGAG
Messenger RNA from Triticum dicoccoides, 1975 nucleotides. RefSeq lists its product as uncharacterized. The record is from RefSeq and is a predicted model, not a curated record. NCBI's taxonomy places the organism in Eukaryota, Viridiplantae, Streptophyta, Magnoliopsida, Poales, Poaceae. The transcript has a single exon. Bases 213 to 1205 code for a protein of 330 amino acids.